Molecule: messenger RNA, 273 nt
Organism: Colletotrichum destructivum
Lineage: Eukaryota; Fungi; Ascomycota; Sordariomycetes; Glomerellales; Glomerellaceae
Exons: 2
Coding region: 1-273 (90 amino acids)
Source: RefSeq, a predicted model, not a curated record
AUGACUAGCACCGGUCAACGGGUCAGCAACGAGCCAGCAAGCCAAGAUCACAGUUGGAAUGAGGUUGCGGUCACUUGGAAGGUUUGGCCGACACUCUGGAGAUGCACUGGUUCGCCAAGAUCGGGCACCUCGUUGUGCUGGGAGCUGUCCUCAUGCGCCAUGCCUCCAUGGCCCUUGAUGGACGAGGCUCUUGAUGAGACCCGAUCGUUUUCAUCUUUUCAACGAUCACAUUCCGGUAAAAACCAAAGCCAUGUCGCCGGCCUGUCGGUCUGA